AUGCAUCCACACUUGAACAGAACCGACAGCGAGGAGGAAUGCCACGCCCGCGGAUUCAUGUGGAAGGCCAUUGGGAUGUGCAAUGGGGCAAAACAUAAUUUGAAUAUGUGUUUGCGGGCUGAGAGGCUUGAGCGGACCAAGAAGAAUAGGGAGGCGGCAAAGGAUAAGAAGAAAGAGAUUGUGCAGAAGUGGGCUGAGAUUGAGGCGAAUUCAUGAUGGUGGGGGGCAUUACAGUGGGAAGGGAGUUGAGUUGGAGUUGGAGUUUUUUUCCAUGCGAGAAUGUAGCUGCAUCGCAUACUAUCGCAAACGGCAAUGGGGGGUAUCUGUUCUCCCUCCUCAUUAUAUAUCGGUAUGAACUUAUAUUUCCUCUUCAUCCUAUAGAAAAAGACAAUACCGAAAGAAAAAAGAACUCUCUCUAAAUCCGCCUGUGUAAUCCCCUCCUCUCCCUCAUCCACCCCUCGCCCGAUCCUCUUCUAGAUCCUCUCAGGAGGAGCCUCACCAACUCUAUCAAACAACACCAAAUACCCCAACCCCCGGUCGAGCAACAGCCUCCCGCAUACCUCCCCAACGAGCGCCUCCGCAUAGCUGUUCUACCUUCGUCUAAGCACAACUAAUACUUCCCCUCCUAGUCGGCCCGUCCCAGAUAACAUCUAGCGACGGGCCGAUCCUAAUAGCAUAAGCCCCCACAUCCCCACGGGAAGCCAUCACGCGAAUCCUCUCAACACAGCACCCAACCCCAAGCUCAUUCGCGUGCGCCUCUAUGUGAGAAUCCCGGAAUAUCCCCGCAAGAACUUCCAGCCACCUUUCAUUCCGGGGGAAAACCACCUACCUACGUGAUUUCGUGUCCAGCAGGUAAUAUCCCUUCCGCCCCUCCCUCGCUCGGUCGGACAAGGUAUCUUCCGUAAUGGCCGAUCCGUAAAUCGUCUUAAAAGACCCAUCAUUCCUUCUCGAGGCUAGCCCCCUCACGAGUGGUUGUGAGCCACACAUCCCCGCCAAAGAACCCCCAUCCUUAGUCGCGUUGGAUUUUGUCAGGCGUCCCCAGGAUGCGGGGCCCCGCAGUCAUGUGUGGAUCCUUGAUAUCGCAGGGUGGAGAAUAUUUUUAUGGAGCGCCGGGUGGGGACCUUGUCACCGCGAGGCAGAACAUGCUUGCGGUGGCAUCGUUAAUGGAUGAGAUCCUCGCUGGUACUGCCCGGAAUGGGCGAUUGGGGGGAGGGGGGGGGGUGGGUGAGUUGUAGAGGGGGUAGAUUCCUAGACUAACGGGAGCAUGAACAGAGUUUCAAGUAGGAGGGUAAAAGUAUGAUACGCACUAGCAUGCUACUGUGAUUUUACCAUUAUAAGACACAUCUUCUAUGGUAUAAGAUAGAUCUAUGCCCUGGAGAAAGUACUAAACUCUACCGAAGGGACUUCCUCGUAUUUAUGAUUUUAAACCCCCCCCUACGAGAUCCCCAUACAACUACCCAACCACAACAGUAUUCACAAAUCCCCUCCCAGAAAUAAGCACAAAAAUUCAUACAUAAGUCCCACCCA
Messenger RNA from Tuber melanosporum (Perigord truffle), 1527 nucleotides. RefSeq lists its product as uncharacterized. NCBI's taxonomy places the organism in Eukaryota, Fungi, Ascomycota, Pezizomycetes, Pezizales, Tuberaceae. The coding region runs from base 1 to 216 and encodes 71 amino acids. The record is from RefSeq and is a predicted model, not a curated record. The transcript is spliced from 2 exons.